This is a messenger RNA of Alternaria metachromatica, 1515 nucleotides long. RefSeq lists its product as uncharacterized. The coding region runs from base 1 to 1515 and encodes 504 amino acids. Lineage: Eukaryota; Fungi; Ascomycota; Dothideomycetes; Pleosporales; Pleosporaceae. The record is from RefSeq and is a predicted model, not a curated record. The transcript is spliced from 6 exons.
AUGCGUUACGGUUACAUGGAAGAGUCUUUCUUUACUUGGUCUUUUGUUCCAGUCUUUGGUGGAACAGAGCGGGUCUUGGGAUUCUAUCUCAAUGCUUUUGAUACCACGGUUGAGUCGAUCAGCAGUAGAAGAAUGUGGUUACUGCGAUCCCUCGGGGAGCGUAUGAACGCCACACGUACUGUCAAAGAAUUCUGGAUAAGAGUGCUCGAAGGCCUGAAUCACAACGAAUACGACGUACCCUUUGCGCUCUUAUAUACUGUUACCGAGGCAGACGACAUUGAAAAUAGUUCCUCGCAUUCAGAUGCAACGCCAACGUCUGUCAAGUCAUGCGUGUUCGAAGGAUCUAUUGGCGUGCCGAGAGGGCAUGCAGUGUCACCCGAUAAAUUCAGCUUCAAGCACCAUGACGGCAUCUUAACGCCCGCCUUUCGAGAAGCUACGCAGACCCUGGAGCCCAGCAUGCUCAGCAUCAAAGACCGCACGCUUCCACAACCACUGCUAGACAUCAUUGAAUGGCGCGGCUACAAGGAUCCUUGUAGAGAGGCAAUGGUUCUACCCCUACGACCAACCAAUGCAGACAACGUGUGCGCCCUGUUACUGUUAGGCAUCAAUCCACGAAGGGCAUAUGAUCAUGAGUACAGGUCUUUCAUGGCCAUGCUCAAUAGACAGAUCGCCACAUCGUUGGCGUCAGUACUACUUUUCGAAGGUGAAGUGCGGCAAAGCAAAGAAGUCGCAGAGAUGGCUACCCUACAAAAAGAACAAAUGUCUCGACAGCUCCAACUCCAGACCGGGCGAAUGCGACGAAUGACAGAGCUAUCGCCCAUGGGCAUGUUCCUAUUCAACCCGGAUGGACUUUUAUUAGAGGCGAACGAGAAAUACUACGAGAUGACAGGUGUCUCAUCUACAGGAGCUAAACUGCCUUGGACUAUUGAUAUGAUGGUGGGCGAGAGCAGACAAGUCGCGCAAGACAUGUGGGACUCAAGUCGUGAGCUACAAUUCGCCAAUUCGACAUGCCAACCACGAGACAUUGACGGUUCACUAAUCGAGUAUUGGGUCCUCUCUGCUAGUCAGCCAGAGCUAAGCCCCGAUGGUGAGCUGAUCAGCAUCAUGGGCUCGCUCACGGACAUUUCGCAUUUGAAGUGGGCACAGGGUCUGCAAGAACGAAGACUACGGGAGGCAGAAGAGGCGAAGCGUCAACAAAACGAAUUCAUCGACAUCACGUCGCACGAGAUGAGAAGUAGCAAUAUCCCCCCUAUACUGAUUGCAUUCGAAAUGUUCCGUCCUGAAAUACAAGCCAAGAACAUCGACUUCAAGUUCGUUCCGCAUCAGAGUAUCCGGGACCUUGACAUUGACUGGGUCAUUCUUGAUCCAAGUCGACUCCUUCAAAUUAUCGUCAACCUUAUUACCAAUGCCAUCAAGUUCACUAUGGACUCACCAGUUCGCUCAAUCACAGUUCAUGUCUGUGCUCAUGCGGAUUCGCCAGACUUUGGCGUACCAGAAGGAUUCCAAUGUACGUAG